AAGUUGGGGGCGGGCCCUCGCGGGGAGUGAACCGGAAGUGUAAGCCCUCCUGCUUCUUCUCCGCCGGGCGGAACCUCUUCUGCUGGGCCCGGUGGCUGCAAAAGAACUUUCUUUCUCCCGCCCCAACGGUCGCUGCGGCCAACGGCCUUGCCUGUCCAGCAGCCCGCGCGCCUCCCCUCCUCCUCGCCCUUUCGGCGGGCUCCGCUCGUGCUGCCGCCUCCGCCGUCGUCCCCUGCCCAGCCAGCCGGCCCGCCCGCCGCAGUGAUGUGCGACAAGGAGUUCAUGUGGGCCCUGAAGAACGGAGACCUGGACGAGGUGAAGGACUACGUGGCCAAGGGAGAAGAUGUCAACCGGACACUGGAAGGGGGAAGGAAGCCUCUUCACUAUGCAGCAGAUUGUGGACAGCUCGAAAUCCUGGAAUUCCUGCUGCUGAAAGGAGCAGAUAUUAAUGCUCCAGAUAAACACCACAUUACCCCACUUCUGUCUGCUGUGUAUGAGGGCCAUGUUUCCUGUGUGAAGUUGCUUCUGUCAAAGGGUGCUGAUAAAACUGUGAAAGGUCCAGAUGGACUGACUGCCCUUGAAGCCACCGAUAACCAGGCAAUCAAAGCGCUCCUGCAGUGAUGGACGGAUGGACUGAUAACUCGGAAAGAACGACUCCUGUGGCCUCACACUGCUGCCUGUCUGUCUAUCACUCUCUAUCUGCCAGCUUCUUCAGCUAAAUACUUUAAGAGGGGUGAGGGGAGAGAGAAAUUCAUAAAAAUCAGACUACCAGAAAAAAAAAUGUUUGGAGGAGAGGAAAACCGUGAUCAGGCUCUUAACUAGGAUUCCUGAUCAAGCCAACCUCUUUUCCAUUUCUAAUAAAAUAUACAACAUAGACCCAAGAGAGAACAAAGACACUGUACCGGGAACAUUUGACCUUUCAGCUCCCUAGCUAAUCCAUAAAUUAGAUUGUGUUGAAGGUCUGAUUCUAUAAAAGGCCAACUCCACUUACUCAGCAGUCCUAACUGUGAGCAGUAGCGGCUGCUGCGAGGUAACUUAGGGUGCUGAGAUAAGCAACUCGCUCCAGCCUUCUGCCUUAAGCAUGCACUCUCCAGGGGUCUCCUGCUCAGUAUGGGCACCGCCUGUGGUUGGUGACCAAAUCUUCCCUCAUGACUUCAGCUUCCAGUGAAAGUUCAGUUAAGGUGAGGAGGGGCACACUCCUAAAUUGCUGGAUGACUGAACUUUGGAUUUUCUCUCCCCUUUCACAUGGAUUUAAUAUCUCUUUAGAUAAAACUGACUAGUUUUAUUUAUGAAAUCUUAAAAUUUAGAAGUCUAAAGGAGAAAUCAUUCCAGUAUAUCUGUAUUUUUUUCUCCUCUAGCUUCAGACAUUUAUAUAACAUUGAAACACUUUCAGAUUCCUGCUGGUAUAGUAAAAGGGGUUUAAAAAUAGAAUCAUAGCCAUGAGCGUGUUAGUAUCAUAUAGAGAGAGAACAGUUGUUGUAGUACCUACAGAUUUCCUUCAUUUGCUGUUUGAGUUGAUUUCAGUUAAGUUUGGAGAAUCAAGGAACAUUCUUAGAACACCUCUGUCUGACCCAUCUUAAUGCUGAUUACGUAGUGCACCAAAGCUGUCACUAGGUCAAGAUUGACUAUUGGAAAAAUUGAACCCCAUCCGUUCAGAAAUAGGCUUGUUACCAGGUUUCCCUGAGUCGUUGGUAGAUUUCUGCUGGACAUAUGCCAACCUACCUGCACAACAUAAUUUUGUUUCUCUUAUAAAUCAUGCAUUGCAUAAUUUGUGAUAACUUUAAAAUAUAUUCUGUGUUCUUAGAGUACAGUGCCCUAAAAUGGUCCUUAUGACCUGCAGAAUUGGGCACAUCUCCAGGUGUUUAUUUCAUGAGCAGUAAAAUUAAAACGUAUAACCUUAAAUUUGAUAUCUGGCACUUGAAAUAUUAAGAUUUUUUGAAUUGUCAUCCAUAUAAGCUUACUAAAAAUAUUAGAAUUUUUCCUUAGCCAAGUCAUGCAAUAAUUGAAUGUACCUCAAAUUUUUAAAGGGGGAGGGAGGUUGGGGACUUAUAUUCAGAUUGUGGAUAAUAAAGAACCAAUGAUUUUUUUAAAGGCAGUGUAGCAUUGUAAAGCAGGGUUAAACUAAUAAGAACAGUCAGCCUGACUAGUAAGUUUUAUUGAUCAGUUGCUAAUUGGUUGGUGAUGUAAAAGUGAGUGAGCUUGUGUGUGUGUGUGUGUGUGUGUGUGUGUGUGUGUGUGUGGGUUUUUUUCCCCCAUGAACCCUUUUUAUCCAGUGGCUUUUUCACUUUGAAUUAGCCUAACCCUGUAAUUUUCCUGUGUCUAAAACCACAAUCACAGAAUGGUUUAAAUACUUUGAUAUAUUUGGCUAACUCUGCUGUCUUAAUGCAGCGUAUCAGAGCUGGACAUCCUGAUUGGAAAUGGAGGGCACUCUAUCAGUCUACAGCUGUCAGCAUAGUGCAACAGGAUGUUUUUUUAUCUUUGUAUUCACCUCUUGGCAUAAUGCUAUUUAAAAGGCUUGAAUUUUUCCCUUUACACAGUUUUCACGUUUGCUUUCAAAGUGUUCUGUUGUAGUUGGCUGUUGCAGAGAGUGCAUUGUCCUUGCAUUCCUAAACUUGGUCUGCUUUCAAAGUCAUUAUGGUACUGAAACCAUGUGAUUCUUUGUACAGUUUAUCCUGAUGUUCCUUAUAAUGCAGUAGAGGCUAUUUAGCCUUCCCUCUUCUUUUUCAGUCACUUUGUAAACCCCAUAAUUAUGAAGCAAUUGCUUGAGUAAAUUACAUAUACACAUACAAUAGAAUAGACUGGCCAAGAUGGUUUGCAAUUUCUUUUUUUUUUUUUAACUAGGUUAUUUAUAAUGUACUUCUGAACCACUUGGCAGAGAAAUUCAGAACACUUAAUGUUUAUAUUUUGAGUAAAGGAAGCUAAAACCAUGUCUGCUUUUUGGUACUACAUGCAUUAGCAAAAGGUUAGUUUUGUUCUCCACUGAAGUACUAUUUAACAUCUUAGACAAAAUCUUGCAUGUUCUGUAGUUUUGUAUUAAAUCAUUGAGUCAUUUCUUAUGCACUAUGACAAGUAAAAACAGGUGGUCUGCCUGUUACAAUAGUUGCUAACAAAUUCCCCCACAGCUUCAGGCUGGUUUCUGUAGACAUGGAGUCAAAGACAGCACCUGAGUGUCCUAAGUAGUUCUGUGCACAGCUCACCCCUCUAAACCCAGCUGGGCAUAGAAGUACGUAGUUGGUAGGUGCAUUGUGUAGAAGCUGCAAACAAGUAGGCCUUUUAUUCAUUUUCUUUCCCCAGGUACUGGGUUUUUAAUCUAUAUGUACCUAAUUGAUUUUUUUCCUAAAACUUGAACUAAGCUGCUGUUUUCUUCCAUGUAAUAUCUUAUAUUCAAUUGUGUAUAGAAGAAGCUGAUAAGAGUGCCCUCCUACAUAAAUAAGCAAUUGCAGUGUUUUGCAUGCAAAAUUUUAAAAAAUUAAAUCGUCCUGAUUCUAUUUUGUAAAUGGAGAAACAAUCAUACCUUUCUAAGCAGUAAUGGAGGAAGACUAGUGCUUUGUGCAUUUUUGAUAUAUUUGAGUUCAUUUUUUCACAGCGUCAUACUUUUGACACAAUUGAGUUUCUCAUAAGUAUCCUAGUUCAUGUACAUCCGAAUGCUAAAUAAUACUGUGUUUAAGUUUUGUGUUGCAAGAACAAAUGGAAUAAACUUGAAUUGUGCUACAGCUCA
This is a messenger RNA of Heterocephalus glaber (naked mole-rat), 3718 nucleotides long. RefSeq names its product myotrophin (gene Mtpn). Gene Ontology annotation, biological process: protein K6-linked ubiquitination. NCBI's taxonomy places the organism in Eukaryota, Metazoa, Chordata, Mammalia, Rodentia, Bathyergidae. Gene Ontology annotation, molecular function: protein binding; ubiquitin-protein transferase activity. Gene Ontology annotation, cellular component: BRCA1-BARD1 complex; BRCA1-A complex. The record is from RefSeq and is a predicted model, not a curated record.